AGCUGUAGCUGGCAGUCAGUCGUACGUGCUCCCGUGUCUUCAGUGCCCGCCGCUGCCGUCGAGUUCGCGUCGGUUCUCCCGGGCUCUUCUGAGCUGCCCACUCUACCGCACGCGCCGCCGCCGUCAUCCGCCACCAUGGUGAAGCUCGCAAAGGCCGGCAAAACCCACGGUGAAUCCAAGAAAAUGGCUCCUCCCCCAAAGGAAGUGGAAGAAGAUAGUGAGGAUGAAGAAAUGUCAGAAGAUGAAGAAGAUGACAGCAGUGGAGAAGAGGAGGUUGUCAUCCCUCAGAAAAAAGGCAAGAAGGCUACAACUCCAGCAAAGAAGGUAGUUGUUUUACAAACAAAAAAGGUUGCAGUUCCCACACCAGCUAAGAAAGCUGCUGUUACCCCAGGUAAAAAGGCAGCAGCCACACCAGCCAAGAAGGCAGUCACACCAGCCAAAGCAGUUGCAACACCUGGUAAGAAGGGAAUCGCACAAGGAAAAGCAUUGGUAGCAGCCUCUGGUAAAAAGGGAGCUGUCACACCAGCCAAGGGCGCUAAGAAUGGUAAGAAUGCGAAGAAGGAAGAGAGUGAUGAAGAUGAGGACGAUGACGAGGACAAUGACGACAGUGAUGAGGAUGAAGAUGAGGAAGAAGAGGAUGAAUUUGAACCUCCAGUAGUGAAAGGAGGGAAGCCAGCAAAAGUAGCUGCUGCUGCUCCUGCUUCAGAGGAUGAAGAUGAGGAAGAUGAUGAGGACGAUGAUGAUGAUGAAGAAGAAGAAGAUGAUGACUCUGAGGAAGAAGCUAUGGAGAUCACAUCUGCUAAAGGAAAGAAAGCUCCUGCAAAAGUUGUUCCUGUGAAAACCAAGGCUGUGGCUGAAGAGGAUGAUGAGGAUGAUGAAGAUGAUGAGGAUGAUGAUGAAGAGGAGGAAGAUGAAGAAGAGGAUGAUGAAGAUGAAGAAGAGGAGGAAGAGCCUGUUAAAGUAGCACCUGGAAAAAGGAAGAGAAUGACCAAGCAGAAAGAAGUCCCCGAAGCCAAGAAACAGAAAGUAGUGGAAGGCUCGGAAUCAACAACACCUUACAAUCUCUUCAUUGGAAACCUUAAUCCAAACAAGUCUGUUGCAGAAUUAAAAGAUGCCAUCAGUGAACUUUUUGCUAAAAAUGAUCUUGCUGUUGUGGAUGUCAGAACUGGUACAAAUAGGAAAUUUGGCUAUGUGGACUUUGAAUCUGCUGAAGACCAAGAAAAGGCCUUGGAACUCACUGGUUUAAAAGUGUUUGGCAAUGAAAUUAAACUAGAAAAACCAAAAGGAAGAGAUAGUAAGAAAGUUCGAGCUGCAAGAACACUUUUAGCAAAAAACCUUUCAUUCAACAUCACUGAGGAUGAUCUAAAAGAAGCAUUUGAAGAUGCUGUGGAGAUCAGAAUGGUUACCCAAGAUGGGAGUUGUAAAGGGAUUGCUUACAUUGAAUUUAAGUCUGAAGCUGAUGCACAGAAAAACCUUGAAGAGAAGCAGGGGACAGAAAUUGAUGGGCGAUCUGUUUCACUCUACUACACUGGGGAGAAAGGACAACAAAGGCAAGAAAGACCUGGAAAGAAUAGCACUUGGAGUGGUGAAUCAAAAACUUUGGUUUUAAGUAACCUUUCCUACAGUGCAACAGAAGAAACUCUUCAGGAGGUAUUUGAGAAAGCAACUUUUAUCAAAGUGCCCCAGAACCAACAAGGCAAAUCUAAAGGGUAUGCAUUUAUAGAAUUUGCUUCAUUUGAAGAUGCUAAAGAAGCUUUAAGCUCCUGUAAUAAAAUGGAAAUCGAGGGCAGAACAAUCAGGCUGGAGUUACAAGGACCCAGGGGAUCAGCUAAUGCAAGAAGUCAGCCAUCCAAAACUCUGUUUGUCAAAGGUCUUUCUGAAGAUACCACUGAGGAGACCUUAAAAGAAUCAUUUGAGGGCUCUGUUCGUGCAAGAAUCGUUACAGAUCGGGAAACAGGUUCCUCUAAAGGGUUUGGUUUUGUAGAUUUCAAUAGUGAGGAAGAUGCCAAAGCUGCCAAGGAGGCCAUGGAAGAUGGAGAAAUUGAUGGAAACAAAGUUACUUUGGACUGGGCCAAACCUAAGGGUGAGGGUGGCUUUGGUGGCCGAGGAGGAGGCAGAGGAGGUUUCGGAGGCCGCGGUGGUGGCAGAGGAGGAAGAAGCGGAUUUGGCGGCAGAGGAGGCCGGGGAGGCUUUGGAGGUCGAGGAGGCUUCCGAGGUGGCAGAGGAGGAGGAGGGGGAGACUUCAAGCCACAAGGAAAGAAGACGAAGUUUGAAUAAUUCCUUCCAUCCUAAUAUUUCCCGAUUCAUUUUAAAGAAAGGACUCUGGGGUUUUACACUGUUACCUGCUAAAAAUGACAGAGCCUUUUAAGGACAUUUCCAGAGGUUUUUUUUCCUACAGUCUUUUUUUUCUUUUUGCGUUGGGGUUGUAAAAGAAUGUUUAU
Chionomys nivalis (European snow vole) is the source of this 2441-nucleotide messenger RNA. RefSeq names its product nucleolin-like. Gene Ontology annotation, molecular function: RNA binding. NCBI's taxonomy places the organism in Eukaryota, Metazoa, Chordata, Mammalia, Rodentia, Cricetidae. The record is from RefSeq and is a predicted model, not a curated record.